UGGGGCGGCGAGGCGGAGCAGGCAGCAGACAUCGCCGCCGGCGAUCCCGAUGCCGUGAACUGGAAGGCCCACGCUCGGAAGACCGCCGAGGAUGCUAUGCGCUCAUACUGGCCUAAACGUCUCCGGCAGAAGCCAGAUGGUGCAAACCCGCCCGCGCCCGUUGCUGAUCCGGACGAAGCGAGCGGUGCAGCACAAGAAGGCGAUGACAGCAGCUCCGACGACGACAGCUAUGCGCGCGCGCGUAAGCAGCGAUUGCUGGCUGAUCAGUCCGGUGGGUGGAAGGGCGAGCUCGACCGCUACCUCGCGGACCCGAGCCUGGACGUGGACAAGGACGCAGACACCGUCCUGUGGUGGUCGAAGCAUGUCGACAGCUUUCCAACGCUGGCUCGGAUGGCGCUGGAUAUCCUUCCGAUUCCGGCAUCGUCCGUGGCCUCGGAACGGCUGUUCUCGAGUGCCAAGGAGGUCGCCACUUCGCGGCGAUCUCGCCUCGGGUCGGAUGUCUUCGAAUGGAUCGAAUGUCUCGCCCAUUUCUGGGCGCAGGAUAUCGUAGACUUGGCGCGUAUCAACAGUGAGGCAGUGGAGGAGUACGACUCGGAUGAAUACGCCGAGUAUGAUGAGCUCGAUGAGAUGCUUUGCGGCGAUGAGGAUGAAGAUUCAGACUAG
Trametes versicolor FP-101664 SS1 is the source of this 663-nucleotide messenger RNA. Its product is annotated as hATC-domain-containing protein. Gene Ontology annotation, molecular function: protein dimerization activity. The transcript is spliced from 3 exons. The annotation marks the transcript as partial. The record is from RefSeq and is a predicted model, not a curated record. NCBI's taxonomy places the organism in Eukaryota, Fungi, Basidiomycota, Agaricomycetes, Polyporales, Polyporaceae.